Molecule: messenger RNA, 1056 nt
Organism: Clavispora lusitaniae ATCC 42720
Lineage: Eukaryota; Fungi; Ascomycota; Pichiomycetes; Serinales; Metschnikowiaceae
Biological process (GO): endoplasmic reticulum tubular network organization
Cellular component (GO): endoplasmic reticulum tubular network
Source: RefSeq, a predicted model, not a curated record
AUGGGUUUCCUCAACUUGUUCCAGCUGAAGCUGUUCGAUCCAGACCAGUUCGAAAAGGAACUCAGCUCAAUUGCCCAGGAUAUUUCCCGAACACGCAAUAAAAUCACCAUCUUGGGCAGACGCCGUCAUACAGCAAGCCGGAGCUUUAUUUCGUACACCAUCAUCAUUUAUGUGGCAUGGAUAAUGUAUCGGUACAAUGUGGCACUAAGGAAUUUGGGUAUUCUAUCCAAGGGCCAGAGCCGACUCAACUGUUUCUUAAAUGGCCAACUGUCUGGAGAUUUGGUGAAGAUAUUUGUGCUUCCCAUUGUGAUUGCUGCGGUUAAUUUUUUGAUCAAUUCCUUCUACCGUUAUUUGAUUUCGGGCCAGCGCAAGCGCUUGGACUCCAUGGUGAAAAAGCAUAAGGCGAAAAUCGAAGAAUUGAAGAAAUUGUCCAACUACAAUACAACUAAUCUGCUUUUGGAGAAGUAUGGAGAUAAGCCUUCAAGGAAGGCACUGGGUAAUCCUGGUAACUCGCCAAAGUCAAAUAAGCGUCCACGCAAACCACCGCAGAAAAAGAAGCCUGGUAACGGUCUUCCGCCAACAGCCAAUAUCCCAAAGGCAAAUCCGCUUACAGUCACACCGCCCCCUUCAAUUAGACCCCCUCCUUCGCCUGCUGCACCUGUUUCUAAAUCUUUCCAGGACAGGAUUCUUGAUUACAUCAUCGGGUCUGACCACAAUGAAAAUAUCGAAUCCCGCUAUGCAUUAAUAUGUGCCAAUUGCUAUACUCACAAUGGAUUGGCUCCUCCCGGAAGCACAGAUCCCUUUUCCACGACGUAUAUCUGCAGAAACUGCGGGUUUAUCAACGGGCAAUUACUGGAAGGGUCUCCUCUAUAUGGGCAAGCGUCGAGGAAUGAUGAUGCCCCUGAAGUUAAGAAACAAAAAAUAGAGUCUAGCACUUUGUCCACAGAACAAAAACCAGACGAGGAGCCAAAAGAGCAUAUAAGUGAAAGCAUCCUGAGAGCAAAUCUGCGUGAGCUGAUGUCAGGCGCUAACAACAUAGAAGGCUCCCUCAGCUAA